Messenger RNA from Abrus precatorius (Indian licorice), 2188 nucleotides. RefSeq names its product non-specific phospholipase C1. Gene Ontology annotation, molecular function: hydrolase activity, acting on ester bonds. Lineage: Eukaryota; Viridiplantae; Streptophyta; Magnoliopsida; Fabales; Fabaceae. Gene Ontology annotation, biological process: phospholipid catabolic process. Bases 191 to 1792 code for a protein of 533 amino acids. The record is from RefSeq and is a predicted model, not a curated record. The transcript is spliced from 3 exons.
AAGAGUAAGACAAAGACAAGAAUAAGAAAAAGAAAGAAUCCUUAAUUUGAAAGCAUAUCCCAUUUAUAUAUACACAUUUCAAAUUGCAAUAAAAACCACUCAACUAAUCAUCACACAACCGAGCCGAACCAAACCAAACCAAACCCCCUCACUGUUCCUGUUUUCAUUUUAAACUUUCCGGUCACCGGAGAUGGAUCUCCGGCGAGUCUCUUUCUCCUUCAUCCUCGUCCUAUUCCUCCUUCUCUCUCCCCAUUCUGCCGCCGACGACACUCUCCGGCGGCGAAAACAGAAGAUUGCCGGCCCAAUCAAGACCGUCGUCGUCAUCGUCAUGGAGAAUCGCUCCUUUGACCAUGUCCUCGGGUGGCUCAAGUCGACCCGACCCGACAUCGACGGUCUCACGGGCUCCGAAUCGAACCGGAUCUCCGCCUCCGAUCCAUCUUCGCCGGAAAUCCGCGUCUCCGACGACGCACUCUUCAUCGACUCCGACCCAGGCCACUCCUUCCAAGCCAUAAGGGAACAAAUAUUCGGCUCCAAUGAUAGCUCCGCCAAGCCGGCUCCAAUGAACGGCUUCGCUCAACAAGCCGAGUCAAUGGUCAACGGCAUGUCCAAAACCGUCAUGAGCGGUUUUAGACCGGAGAUUCUACCGGUUUACACCAAAUUGGUUAACCACUUCGGUUUGUUCGAUAAAUGGUUCGCUUCGGUUCCAGCUUCGACCCAACCGAACCGGUUCUACGUUCACUCCGCCACUUCACACGGUGCUAUGAGCAACGUUCGCAAAGACCUCAUUCAGGGUUUUCCUCAAAAAACCAUUUUUGACUCUCUUAAUGAAAAUGGCCUUAAUUUUGGGAUAUAUUACCAAAAUAUCCCUGCCACGUUGUUCUUCAAGAGUCUUAGGAAGUUGAAGAAUUCUGUGAAGUUUCAUAACUAUAAGUUGAAGUUCAAGAAGCAUGCUAAGAAGGGUAAGCUUCCGAAUUAUGUGGUGGUGGAGCAGCGUUACUUUGAUGUUGACCUUUUUCCGGCGAAUGAUGACCACCCUUCGCAUGAUGUUGCUGUGGGGCAAAUGUUUGUGAAAGAGGUGUAUGAGAUUUUGAGGAAGAGUCCUCAGUGGAAGGAGAUGGCGAUUUUGAUUACUUAUGAUGAACAUGGUGGGUUUUAUGAUCAUGUGCCUACACCUGUUGAGGGUGUUCCUAACCCUGAUGGGAUCAUUGGGCCUCCCCCUUAUUACUUUAGGUUUGAUAGGUUGGGCGUUCGUGUGCCCACCAUUCUUAUCUCGCCUUGGAUUGAGAAGGGAACUGUGAUUCAUGAACCAGAUGGGCCAACACCAUAUUCUCAAUAUGAACAUUCAUCCAUUCCUGCUACAGUAAAGAAGCUUUUCAAUUUAAAAUCCAAUUUCUUGACAAAGAGAGAUGCAUGGGCUGGUACCUUUGAAAAAUACUUUAACAUUCGUGAUACCCCUCGGGAUGAUUGUCCAGAAACACUUCCUGAAAUCAAGACACUAAGGCCAUCUGGACCAAGAGAAGAUUCAAGUCUCUCAGAAUUCCAAAUAGAAUUGAUCCAGCUUGCAUCUCAACUCAAUGGUGACUAUGUACUAAACUCUUAUCCUAACAUUGGUAAAAGAAUGACAGUGGGAGAAGCAAACAAGUAUGCAGAAGAUGCAGUGAAGAGGUUCCUUGAAGCUGGCAGAGCUGCUCUUAAAGCUGGAGCUAAUGACUCAGCCAUUGUCACAAUGAGGCCUUCCCUCACUAGCAGAGUUGCUAUGGGAGAAAACCGCAAAAAUGUGGAAUCUUACUGAUUCUUUUACUAUACGAGUUGUAAAUAUGGCAUAUAUAUAUGUUUAGCAUAUUCCAUAUUAAAUUUAAGAAAGAAAUACAAGAGUUCUUAGUAAAAAUAAUUUCGGUUCAAGAACAAUUAAGACUUGAUUAAUCACCACUUGUUGGGGUUGAUUGUUCUUAAAUUGAAAUGAAUUUUACUAAGAAUUGUAUUUCUUAAAUUUAUACCACGUGCCCCAGAAAGGGUUAACAAAAAAAGAAAAUUCUAGAAAUAUUUAUAGUACUUCCUAGAUAUUUGGCUUUUGAAAGAAACAAUAUGUAUUAUGUGUACUGUUAUCUUGUAUGAUAAUGUUCUUAGUUAGGAAGAAAUGUACUGCUUUAUAUAUUUUUUAUGUCACCUUCUUUGUCUUUACUUAUUU